CCAACCGUACGAGAAGCCAAUCAGUGCGCAGCGCCUUCCGGUACGUCAUCGCGUAGGCACGCGCACUCCUGCUAUGCGCUGCACGCUGCACGCUGCACGCUGCGGCCUGUACGUGGAUUUGGAGCAGCGGUCUCGAGUGAAAACCAUCAACAGGGUGAGAGCGGACUAACCCGGCCUAAACAUGAGCAAGAGGAAAGCGCCGCAGGAAAGCCUGAAUGAGGGGAUAACGGACUUCCUCGUAGAGCUGGCCAAUUAUGAGCGGAACGUGAACAGAGCCAUCCAUAAGUACAAUGCCUACAGGAAAGCAGCCUCUGUGAUAGCAAAGUACCCCACAAAAAUCAAGAGUGGAACAGAAGCCAAGAAACUGGAUGGUGUGGGAGCCAAAAUAGCAGAGAAGAUUGAUGAGUUUUUGGCCACUGGAAAAUUGCGGAAACUUGAAAAGAUUCGUCAAGAUGACACAGGCUCUUCUAUCAAUUUCUUAACGCGAGUCAGUGGAAUCGGGCCAGCAGCUGCUCGCAAACUAGUGGAAGAAGGAAUUAAGACUUUAGAUGAUAAAAAGACCCACUUGGACGAGGAAGUUGACGAGACGCUAUACAGACAACGGAUAGACCAAAGAAGAAGUUUUGACCACUUGAGAUACGGACAUUUGAUGAACUUUGCCAUGGAUCCCCAGUUUCCCUAGAAUUCUUAAACUUACGCUAGCCCAACAUUUUUUGUAAAUCUAAUGGCAUUGACAAAGCUUUUUGCUCACACCUAAUGGGCAACAUAGCGCAAAGAAGACGACUUUCAACUGAUACCGAACAAAACUUCAACCGACAGAUGUACAUUAACCUGACAUAGAAUACCACCGCAUUUACCGUAAUUAUGUCUUUUCUUCAUUUCUACAACCCUCAGGUAAUGACACACAUAGUAUAGGGAAUACAGGCACAGAUAUCAGCAAUCACAUAUUCCCCCAUUCAUGUAUCAUCAACUAAAAUGUGCUCCCCAUUUUGUUCAAAUCCGAAAAGAGCUCGGUAAAGUUUGACAGC
This is a messenger RNA of Pseudophryne corroboree (corroboree frog), 1028 nucleotides long. Its product is annotated as DNA polymerase beta-like. The record is from RefSeq and is a predicted model, not a curated record. Gene Ontology annotation, molecular function: DNA-directed DNA polymerase activity; DNA binding. The coding region runs from base 182 to 682 and encodes 166 amino acids. The transcript is spliced from 7 exons. Gene Ontology annotation, biological process: double-strand break repair via nonhomologous end joining; base-excision repair. Lineage: Eukaryota; Metazoa; Chordata; Amphibia; Anura; Myobatrachidae.